Molecule: messenger RNA, 5111 nt
Organism: Petromyzon marinus (sea lamprey)
Lineage: Eukaryota; Metazoa; Chordata; Hyperoartia; Petromyzontiformes; Petromyzontidae
Gene: RNMT
Product: RNA guanine-7 methyltransferase
Biological process (GO): 7-methylguanosine mRNA capping
Cellular component (GO): nucleus
Molecular function (GO): mRNA 5'-cap (guanine-N7-)-methyltransferase activity
Source: RefSeq, a predicted model, not a curated record
GGCGGGAAUAACCCCGGAAGUGGUUUGCGCGCGCUCCACCCCCCCACCACCACCACUACUCCUCCCCCAGCAGUGGGGGGGGGGGGAAGUCAUUGCUCAUGGCGGACAGCGGAGUGAACGCGUCGCGAGCGGAAGUCAGUCCAAGGCAGGAGGAGGCAGUUGCUGGUGGAGUGAAGAGGAAUUCUCGAGAUUCAGAUGAGGAGGAUGGAGCCACUGCUGCUAAGCGUGGACCGGGGCUUGGCAGCGUAGUCGCCACUCACUACAAUCAGCUCCAGGAGGUCGGGCGAGAUGCGCGGAGCCACAGCCGCAUCCUCUACAUGCGCAACUUCAACAAUUGGCUCAAGAGCGUGCUCAUCAAUGAGUUUGUGCAGAGGGUGCGGGCGGACGGGCGUGGAGGAGCGCUGUCCGUUCUUGACCUCGGCUGCGGCAAGGGAGGGGACAUGCUCAAGUGGCGUCGCGCCUCCAUCGGCCACCUCGUCUGCGCUGACAUCGCUGCGACGUCAGUGGAUCAGUGCCGGCAGCGGUACAACGACAUGCGGGGACGCGGCGGAGGAGGCCCCAUCUUCUCCGCCGAGUUCAUCGCUGCCGACUGCAGCAAGGAGCUCCUGUCGGACCGCUUUGAGGACCGCUCGCGCACCUUCGACCUCGUGAGCUGCCAGUUCGUGUACCACUACUCGAUGGAGAGCCAAGCGCAGGCAGACACGAUGCUGCGCAACGCCUGCGAGCGUCUGAAACCGGGAGGCAUCUUCUUCGGAACGACGCCGGACGCCCGGGAACUCGUGAAGCGUCUGAUGAAGGCGGAGGGGCUGUCAUUCGGUAACGAGGUGUACUCGGUCCGCUUCCCCGACAAAACCUCGUUCCCCCUCUUCGGGUGCAAGUACGACUUCCACCUGGAGGGCGUGGUGGACUGCCCCGAGUUCCUCGUCUACUUCCCUCUCCUGCAGGAGAUGGCCAAGAAGCACGGCAUGAAGCUGCUGAUGAACAAGACGUUCGCCGAAUACUUCCGGCAAAAGAGCCAGGAGAAGGAGCACAGGAUACUGAUGGAGAGAAUGCAGGCGAUGGAGGCGUACCCACCAGGGCCAGGCUCGAGUCUGGUGAGCGGCAACCUUGAGGACUACGAGCACGUGAAAACCAGCCUGAAGGAGAGCAACCAGCCCCACGGCAACGUGGGAACGAUGACGAAGUCGGAAUGGGAAGCCACAAGCCUCUACUUGGCCUUUGCCUUCGUCAAGGAGAAGUGAGCAGACCAGGAAGCCGGUGGCAUUCGCCGCUAACCCUGAGGUGGCGAAGAAGUACGCAGUGCCGGUUGUUGUUUGGCCUGUGUGGUGUAAAGAUGUACGCACGACAACAACAACAACAACCGCCGUUCGCCACGAAGGGGCGGUGACGUCACCGUGGCAAUUGUGCCCUGCUAGGUGCACGCACACACACACACGGUACCACCACUCGCUAGGUGUCUGGGAAGACGUCUACAACACUCGCAUACACGCACACUUAGAACAAAGACAAAGAUCCCUCGCGUAGCCAUACAGACGAUUGGGGCAAGUGCCGUCGGCGGGCACACAUUUAAAAUCUUGCACGAGGGGUUGAUGCGGGCAGAACGACGCCCCGGUCGCUUUUGUCUCUCCUGUGGCUGAUGUUUAUUGCACACUGUGCCAGGAUCUCAUUUAAGGUUGAGUCGAUCUAACACUUGCCACUGAUGUUAGCCGUGGCCAGGUAUCGGAUUCGGCUCGCCGGCCUUGUCGUGCUGCCGGGGAACCACUGACACACACACACACGAGCCACGAUGAUAAACACGUGGUGAACCAUUUAUAGACGACCCACUAAAAUAAUAGGGAGAAAAUAACAUUGUAAUUCAGAGCUUAUACAUUUACUUCCACCAACCUCAAUGCACCUGCUUUAUGUAAAUCGGUUAACAUGCUCCGGACGCGCUCUGUCCUACACAACGGGUUUAUGGUUUUCUUAUUUUUACAAAGCUUUUGAGAGGGUCAUCGGAAAUCGGUGGGAUAUCUGUAAAUGGAUUGCCUUGUAUAUUCCAACGAACCGGCAGGCAAUCUGAAGGUGCCCGCCACUGCAUCGUGUGCUGUCCUACGUUCAGACAAAUUAAUGCUCGUGAAACAUCGCCACAGUAAUCAUUGACCACUUCCUUAUAACAUGAAUUUACGGACGACAUUUUGCAGAAACUACGAAAAGACACCGAUAACCGAAUUGAUGUACGUCCUAAUGAUAAUUCUCGGAGGACUAGAGGUUAAACGUGAUGGCUUACAACCGUAGGGGAAAAAAACCCAAUGUAACUGAUAUUGGCCUAAAAAAAUACCCCAGGUAAGGCCCACUGAGCUGUGUCGCUAUUUUUCAGACGCAACCUGGCCACAAGUGAUAGCGCCAAAGAAGUGACAGCAUUUUGAAAUGCAUGGCAAACCAAAUACUCGAAAAGGCAUGAUUCUAAAUGUGGAGGGGGAAAAGCGGAGGACGCGGAGAAAAAUCCACGCGACCACGGGGGAGAAGAUACAAAUUACAAAUAUGGAAGGCGUCGGGGUCGGGAUGAAACCCACAACCUCCUGUAUACAGGCAAGGGGGUUAACAUCUCACCACCGUGACGCUCAACUGGGACUUAGAUCUUGGCCACAUCCGCCCCCCCCCCACUCCGACAAACUUGGCAGGACCCUCCAGGCAAAAAAAAAAACAGUCUUGAGACUCUACGAGUCUUUCCUGGGUAAAGGAGCGUCAGAGCAGCAACAACAGGUUUAUGGUUGUAGCGAUGGACGAAUUUUAAUUCUCCGCAUUUUUUUUUUUACAUUUGGGCCCACCAAAAAAAAAAGUCAGACCGCGCAGGUCGAUUUGGUUUCAUUUGUUGCUCGGGGUCACCCUGGUAUGUUGAACUUCUUUCGCGCCGUGCAUAGCCAAGCACACGCAGCCACAUGUCGAGGUGCACGUCGCUCUCGGCCUCACGCUAAACUCGCACGGGCCCAGCAACUCGCUUGCGGGUGGAGUGGUGGCGCAGCGGUUGGCGCACCGCACCAUCAAACCCCCCAUCGAACUCAGUUCGAUUCCCGGCCACGGCUAACAUCAGUGACGAGCGAAAUCCGAAGCGGAGCUGCUGUGGCCCCUCCAACCCCGCCUUCUCAAACCUGCACCGACCAGAGUGGUGAAGUAGUCAAGCGACCCCCUGCUCCUCCCCCCCCCCCCUCCCUACACGUACGACACGGAGCAGGGCGGCCUUCAUCCAGCAGUUGAUUGACAAAGGGACAGCAGAAAUAAUGCCUCCGUUGUUACAAGGCAGUGUUGCGAGUGGCGGCACUCCCGUGUCCUUGCGUCUGUGUGGACCUUCGUCCCAACGCGAGGGAGCGGCAGUGCGUUCAGACGACACGUCGCAAGCCGCUUUGCACGCUCCCGGUCGUGUCUUCGCGUCGCACGCGCGCCGUCUGGCGGUCGAGGCGGCGUCCCGACGUUUCGCUGCACGUGUCGGGCAGCUUCCUCCAGCGACUGCUCCCGAGGAGGUUUCCGGUCCAUUCACGUGGGAGCGAAAACGUCGUUGGAACGCGGCGUUGAACGACACGCAGCCGCAGCAGCAGCAGCACGACCGCGCAAAAACCUAAUCGGCGUGGCCACACGGCUUCUCUCAGUUUUCGGGCAGAUGGUUCGGGAUUUUGUGGGAUUGAGCAAAGGUUGUUUUAGUGUUCAUCUUGUUUAGCAGACGUUUUGCUUUGCCAUCAUUUCCCGGAUUGCUUUGUUCAUCUCGUACGUACGGGAAAUAUUUUGCUCCUACUAAAAAUCAGUUUUACGUUUGUACUUUUAGUCUCCGACUUGUGAGAGAGUCAGUAUUGUACUUUCGAUUGUCGCAAUGAACGAACGUUUGCCUGUCUUUCAUACGAAAAACCGUGAAUAUUACGUUUUGUAAAUUUCGUAAUGACGAAACUUUGUAGUUAAGCGCUCGGCGUGCGUGUAGAUAACGUCUUAUUUUCGUCUUCAUUUUAUUGCUUUGUCCCAUUUUCGCAGACCAGUAUUUAGGAAUUAUAGGCAUCCAAAAAGGUCAUUUGCUGUUGUUCCAUGAUCUGUGUGUUCCUUGCUCGCAUACCUCUUUUCCACUGCACAACCGAACCCCACCGGGGCCGUACCGUUGCCAGGCCUGCGUGGCUCAGAGGCACCAGGUUGUACUUCCACCACACAACCGAACCGAGCCAGGGCUGUGUUGAGCCAGCCCAGCCGAGCCCGGCGUGGGUCAGGAGGCGCCAGGUUGUUUUUCCACUACCGAGCCAGGGCCGUGCCAUGCCGGCCCUGGCGUGGCUCAGGAGGCGCCAGGCCCUUUAUCCCACUGCAGAAGCAGUGCCGAGCCGUGCCCUGGAUGUCACGCUGAACAAACGAUUCAGUGAUGCUCGUAGAUAAUACAGUGACAGCGUCCUCACAGAAUACCGACUGACGUCACGCAAAAUUACCCUGUUUGGCUCGGUAAUGGCAAAUUGCCAGUGGAAAACCGAGAAUCCCACGCUGGCCCGGCUGUGAUGUGCUAGUGGAUAAAAGUAGUAGCGAGCGUAAUUCCAAGCAUGCGGUUCCAUAUAUAUACAGUCACAAACGCAAACACGAGGGUGGCAAAUGACCCAUAUAACCCGAAGUGCGCCCAGUUGCGUGCGAUCUCGCAAGCUAAGCAAGCUGGGGGGUGCCUGGACAGUGCUUGGAGAUGUCGUGCUCAGCAUGCACCAAAAGCAGGUGUUGGUGGGACAGCAGAUGGCAGUGCAGUAUAAUCCACUGUUGUUAUGUAGUACUACAGCAAUACUCUGCCAGACCGGCAGCUGACACACUGGGGCAUGUUUCUGAAAUCACCGCCCCAACCCUCGCCCCGUUCCGGCCAGCAGUGCGAGGUGGAUUGCAGCCACACAGCUUCGUCGAUCGGGCAGAUCGCUUGCGGUGUGGGUAAAAUGUGGGUCCCUUGCCGCCUCUGCCAUUGUAGAAGAGUAGGCCGAAUACCGUCAUCCUCAAGCGGCUGUCGCAUGUCGAUCCAGCUGCUGGAUGAGUGGCCUCCGUGCGUGGUAGCCAGUGCUGCAGCUUUGCCUUUCCAUCCGGGAGGGAGGGCGUUUUGAGUGACAUCAAAAUAAAAACGGGAAAGAUUGCGUUAA